AUGGCUAAGACGUCCAGGCGCAGAGCUUCGUCAAUCUUUGACAGCACCUCUAUGAAGCGUUUCACCGGGUUCUUUGGGGGCUCCCCAGCCAGUGAGGAAGUUGUGCAAGAGAAAGUGCAAGAAAUCGUGCCACAAACAAUAACACCGCCGCCACUCCCUCCUCUCAACACAAACAUUCGACAACAAAAAGAAAGGUCGGAUAGUCUUCAGACGCCCAUCACCGCUCUGAACGGAACACCCACCAGCGAGAUCGCGCCAAAGGCUACCCGCACGUUUUCUAUGCCACUGCCCUCAUCACCAAAAGUCCAAGAUUCAACAUCAGUCCACCCAAAACGAGUAGAAUCAUUAUCAUUAGCUCCUACACCAGCUCACCCACCUGUUGCAUCAGGUUCUCUGUCGCCAUACCUACAUCCUUCUUCGUCGCCGGUUGGAUCCUCACGAACUUCGAGAAACUUCUCUGGCGCCUCAGCAAUGUCGGGAAUGUCUGGCAUGUCUGGCAUCUCGGUUGCCUCGGCUGCAUCAUACACAUCGUACGGCUCAUCGCGACCUACAUCAUCCUCACAAGCACAGAUUCCUAUGCCGCCCAGUCCGACAACGGCGGAUAUUCCCAGGCAGCUCAAGGGCAAGAAGGGCCGUCGCGGGAUCUUUGGCAAGAAGCGCAAGGAUGACGUUGAGAUCCCGGCUGCGUGGAGGCUAGCUCAUGGAAGCAGCGAGAACCUGGAGGGAUACAAUUUCGGCCCCCUGACUCGGGGUGGUCAGGUACCGGAUCUGUGGGACCCCACGGGUGAUACGCUGGUAUUUUUAGCACCCAGGAAUGCAGCAAAGCCGGUUGCACCGAGCUUUAGGAUCAAUUCGGGCCCGCUGAUGUUUGCUGCGCUCGGUCAGUAUAUCGAGGAUUUGCAAUUUUCUGAAGGCCCGGAGGACUCGCAGGAUCUGUUUUUGGAGGUUCCAAGGGGCGUUCCGUCGGCCCCUUUCAAGCAGGAUAGCAGGCCGGGAAGUGCGCCAACGUCAUCGCGUCCAGGGGGAGAUGAGGAUCUAUCCGGUCAACCGGGCAUUCUCAACCAGUUAGCUCAAACAGGGGAGGGGGACAGUUUCAUGGACCAAAAUGUCGCGUACAAGGUUUACUAUCCGCCGACCGACUCGGAGCCGAAAUCUGCUGUUCCCAUGAAGGGAAAGAAGCACAAGCAUUCAAACUCGGACCCCAGCAAUGACUCAUUUCAGAGGCUCAUCGACGUCCGAAACUUGUUUGCGUUUCUCAAUUACACUUUCCUUGUCUCUACGCUGCACAGGGAAACCCCUUUUCAGAUUAUGGAAAAGAUAUUCAAGCAGCUACAGGGUCCCCAUUCGCCAGAAUUGCAUGCUGAGGACCUGAAUCUGUCAAAGAAGAUCAACGCGGCGGAGGGAAAUUUCUUGUAUUACGUUGAGGAGUUGAAGAUUGAUGACAUCCGAAAUGAUGAUGACGCGAUUAUCGAGGCUCUGAUAAUGGGCGAGCGCUGGAGGUGCCAGAGGUUGUAUAGGGAGGGAUUCAUCCAUGCAAGCGGUAGAUGGGAGGAUAUUAAGGGUCAUACGGGACUGCAAUAUAUCUCCCAGGAAACAAAGAAACGCCUGGAUCGUGCCUCGCUCAAUCUUCACCAGAUUCGCUUGUACAACGUUACGACUGGGCUGACUAAUUUUGACUACCCGUCCGUGUGGGUUGGUGAUGACAAAUACCCUGAAUUGAAGCCCUGGAAGGCAGGAUUUGAAGCCAUGAGGAAACUUACGCUGAACUUUUACAAGAAUGUUUACGGGUCAUGGCCACCAAAGGCUGGGAAGCAUGGGAAGGGAGGUGGAUACACCGAGACCGGCGGUCUGAACAGGCUGGUUCUGAAACGGCUUUAUGAUGAUUUCUGUGUUUUGUACGACUUGUUGGUGGAUCGCGAGUGGAUCCACGGUGAGAGGAUUCGCUUUGAGGCUACCCAUUUCUCUGAGGGCGAAGAAGGGAAGGAGCAGAGGACAAAGGAGGAGGGCGCGCGGAAUGCAUUGAGGAAGAUUAUGGCGGCUCUGGAUAACUCCACUGUCCCUGUCCAGCCCAAUAUUCCGUUCGAUCAGCCUCGCCUGCUGCACAUCACAGAAGCGCCUGCCACCGAGAAAAAGAAGUCAAAGAAGCCAAGAUCGCAGAAGAAGUUGAAGUCGGACGAGCUGGCGGUGGUGUUGAAGAACUCAUACAACGAGGAUACUACUGAACGAGCAAGACAGAAUGAAUUUGCCAGCGCUUACCUGAAACUCGAGGCAGAUUUCGCAAAGGGGAAGAACUUGGAUGAUAUCAUUGAGGCCCGCAGGGGAAGGUGGAUUUUCAUGUACUGUGUUCUCCAGAACCUUCCGAUGACGGUUGUUGAUGCUGUUGGUUGCCAGUAUGGAGAUGGUGUCGAGUACUUCCUGUGUGAAAACGUCAAGGGGUCUCUGCCAUGGGAGAGGAGCAACAACAGGGCCAGCCGUAUGAGUGGAAUCUGGGGAGUUUCAGGGCCAUACGGAGGUCUCGGUCCCGCGGGAUCCUCGAGCAAUCUUAACGGCGACGACGAGAUAGAUUACACCUACCGACGCAGUCAUUGUUUCGAUAUUGCUGAGGACUGGAGGAUGGUUCAGCGGGUACCUGGAGUUGAUGAUGAAUUUGAGAUGGAUGGUGAGUCUGGCGGUGAGGACUUUAUUGAGUACCGCCCACUGGACCAGCCUAUGCCCGACUCUCCUAAGGCUGAGAGCCCCAUGAGCCCCUCAGGAUUGAGUCCGGCGCCAUUCAGACAGAGCUAUCCGAACAGCGAGAGGAGCCAGUCGCAGUCCCCCGAGAUCAACACCGAGGGUGGAUAUGUUCCAUAUCAUCAGCAGGGAGCGGCCCAGUCUCGAGAGAACAUCCUUUCCGAGACUUACCAGCCGACAUACAGGCCUCUGACAUACAUGCCCGCAGCACCCUUGGAAAGCGAGCGCCCGCAGAGCUAUGGAUCGCACAAGUCACAGGGUUCACAAGAUGCCUCCAGGGUCAAAGCCUUGCCCCCUCUUGAUUUCGAGGGCCCAGCCCCCGGAAGCCACAAAAACUCGACAAUAGUCAUGCUUCCCAUGAGCCCUACCCACAAGGACGACUCAUCUGGUACUAGUAUCGAGUCGCAGAUGGACAGGGCCUUUGUUGGGCAGAAUUAA
Molecule: messenger RNA, 3168 nt
Organism: Morchella sextelata
Lineage: Eukaryota; Fungi; Ascomycota; Pezizomycetes; Pezizales; Morchellaceae
Exons: 2
Coding region: 1-3168 (1055 amino acids)
Source: RefSeq, a predicted model, not a curated record